GACAGACAGAGAGGAGGGGAGAAGGACACAUGUGUGUGGGUGUGAGGGGGCUCGGGCUGCCCCUCCUGCUGGUCCUGGCGGCGGUCGGUGUCAGCCCCUCUGCCCGCGGUCACUUGCUCCGAUCCGUGGUCCUGGAUGAGCACUCGGGGAGACUGCGGGUGGUGGGGGGACUGAACCCCCACAGCAUCGCCUGGGCCAACCUCACAGACAGGAUCAGAGCCACGGGCUGGUCAUUUCUUGAGAUUGGGACAAAUGGGAAAUACAAUGACAGUAUUCAGGCCUACGCAGCAGGAGUGGUAGAAGCUGCUGUUACCCAGCCGCUUAUUUACAUGCACUGGAUGAACACGAUGUUCAACUACUGUGGGCCCUUUAAGUACAAGACGAAAUACUGUGAGAAGCUCAGGAACUACAUCGAGACCAACUUGGCGUGGAUGGAGAGACAGAUGGUGAAAGCAAAAGAGGACGAGUACUGGUAUCAGAUUAGGCUGACGUUGCUCCAACUUCAGGGGUUGGAGGACAGCUACAACGACCGGGUUUCGUUUCCUGUUGGGAAGUUCUCCAUCAAUCCCUUCGGAUUCAUUCUGUUUCAGAUGGGUGGUGAUUUGGAAGACCUGGAAACCGCUCUGAACGACACCAAUGAUGGUGUAGUGACUGGCUCUGGCUCCUGCUCCGCCCUCAUCAAACUGUUGCCUGGCAACAAGGAACUGCUUGUAGCUCACGAUACCUGGAGCAACUAUCAGACAAUGCUGCGAAUCAUCAAGAAAUACAAUUUUUCCUUUAGCUAUUCUGCAAACGGUUCGGUGCCCGUCCCAGGCAAUGUACAGUCGUUUUCAUCAUACCCGGGAGUCAUCUUUUCUGGCGAUGAUUUCUACAUCUUGAGCAGUGGACUGGUGACCUUGGAAACCACAAUAGGAAACAAUAACCCAGACCUGUGGAAGUUUGUGCAGCCGGUGGGCUCUGUGAUGGAAUGGUUGCGAAACAUCGUCGCAAAUAGACUGGCCAAGAACGGGGAGCAGUGGGCAUCCGUUUUCAAGAGGUUCAACAGCGGCACGUACAAUAACCAGUGGAUGAUAGUGGAUUAUAAUUACUUCAUCCCGGGCAGAACGGACAUCAAGGAGAAGCUGCUGACGGUUCUGGAACAAAUCCCGGGGCAAAUCGUUGUGAGGGACAAAACCGAACUGCUGAUGCGCCAAGGAUACUGGCCAAGUUACAAUAUCCCAUAUUUUGAAGAGAUCUUCAAUCUCAGUGGUAACCUGCCUCUGGUGGCGCAAUACGGGGACUGGUUUACAUACGAUAAGAACCCCCGUGCUAAGAUAUUCCGUCGAAACCAGACGAUGGUCACAGACAUGGCUUCAAUGAUCAAGUUGAUGAGAUAUAACGACUACCUGCACGACCCUCUGUCCAAGUACCCGGGAUGCGAUCCUUCAUCCAAUGGGGAGAAUUCCAUCUCCUCUCGAUCCGACCUCAACCCAGCCAAUGGCACGUAUCUCUUUCCGGCCUUGGAGCACCGGUCGCACGGAGGCACGGACAUGAAGGUUACCUCCUCUGAAAUGUACAAGACUUUUGAGAUGAUUGCGAUUAGUGGACCGGCGUGGGAUCAGGUGCCUCCAUUCCAGUGGAGCAAAUCCUCCUAUAGUGGCCUCAUCCAUAUGGGACACCCGGAUUUAUGGAAAUUUCCACCGGUAAUGGUGAGGUGGAGCUAAGGGGGAGAGAAAAUAUCUACUGUGUCCAAACUUCCCUCUACAAACAGGAUCUCAUCUGCCGCCUUUCUUAUUAAAAUGCUCUUCGCGUUUUACAUUUACGAGAAUGACUGUUGAAUGCGAGACAACGAUUAUAAAUUGAAAUAAUCGAACACCUGCGGUGCUGCGAAAAUUGCAACAAAAAGGAAAGAGAGAGAAAAAAAUAAUCACGAGUAACCGAUUCCAUAACCCGAUCAACCAAGUCGUUUCAUUUCAAACAGCUUUUAUUUGCUCAAUCUUAAAUAUUUUUAAACAGGCAAAAUGAUUAAUCCGGUCUAAGACUAGAUGGGAUGAUUAAUAAUUAUACAAAUGAUAAUAAUAAGUGGGAUGAUUAGUAAGACAGGAGCCUGUCACCACAUUGUGGUGAGCUGUGAGCAGCAAACAUAUAUCACUCACAAAAUAUACAGUCAAUUCACUUUACAGUGUAUCCUGUGAAACGCUUUGAGACAUCUCAAAAGAUGUGAUAUCAAAUCAAGUAUUAUUACUACUCACAUUGUAGGUAGAUGACAUCAGAUGAUAUCUGACGUAAAAUGUCAGAUUUUUUUAAUAUGGUUUUCGCCAGUGUAGUUGCUGUCAAUACAUACAGUUUGCAAUGCAAGAUGCUGUGAAGUGUUUAACUCUUUGGUGCGGGCUGCAGAAAAAUUGUGCGAAUUAUCUUUUUUUUUAAAACUCGAAAGGUUUAACCUCUUGAAAAGAGAGGUGGUUCUGCCCUUCUGUGAAUAAACGGAUGCACAAGUGUGCACAUCAGACCUGA
This is a messenger RNA of Callorhinchus milii (elephant shark), 2493 nucleotides long. RefSeq names its product phospholipase B domain containing 2 (gene plbd2). Gene Ontology annotation, molecular function: glycerophospholipase activity. Lineage: Eukaryota; Metazoa; Chordata; Chondrichthyes; Chimaeriformes; Callorhinchidae. The record is from RefSeq and is a predicted model, not a curated record. Gene Ontology annotation, cellular component: extracellular region. Gene Ontology annotation, biological process: phospholipid catabolic process. The transcript is spliced from 12 exons. The coding region runs from base 30 to 1703 and encodes 557 amino acids.